This is a messenger RNA of Prorocentrum cordatum, 450 nucleotides long. The record is from the annotation of a GenBank genome assembly. Lineage: Eukaryota; Dinophyceae; Prorocentrales; Prorocentraceae.
AUGCCAGGGAACGUGAAGGGGCCAACACAGCACAGGCGCAGACUGAAGGCGCAGCUCGACGCCAUCGAGAGACAGGCCAACGUUGCCUACAACCUGGAUCACACCAAGACCCGAAUCAAAGAGUUAGACAUGGAUGCGGUCAUCGCCGCUAUCCACGCGAACAGCACGAACAUGGUUGCUCAGCUGUCGGCACUGGCGGCGCAGCUCAACAAGCUACGGCUGUGCAUGAACCAGCAAGGGCUCCUAAGUGGCAAGGACGGCAGCAGGGCCAGCACCGAAGGUGGGGAGGUCAUCCCGGCGGUCGACAAUGGUAAGGACCGCAACCGUGUCAGGGUCAAGACCAGGUUCGAGACGGAAGUCGAGACCAUCGUGCGCAGGGACUCCGACGACCAGCUGACUGAAGGGCCUCUGCCAGAGUUUGAGGCCGCCAUCUGGGCAGCCAGCGGUUAG